UGUCGCCAGCACAUGAAAACGGGUUGAGGGAUUAUACAUAGAGAGAGAGAGAGAGAUAUCAAGAAAGUUCCGAUGGUGCAAAUUAGGGUUAUGUCUCGUUUGGCAAUUAUUGUAACGUGUUUGGUGUGUUUAGGGUUCAAUGUUGGGAUGUGUUCUGAUUCAGAUCUCUUGAUCAAGACUUACGUGUCAUCAUCGCUACCGUCUAACAAUGACUUUAUCUAUUCCGCUAAGCUUAUGGCAAUUGACAGUGUCACUGAAUCGGAAUGGGAUUCACUUGUGAUCCAGUCCGAAGUCCCGGUGAUGGUUAUGUUCACAGCCAAAUGGUGCGAUCCAUGUCGUAUGAUGCGCUCCAUAAUGGAUGCAAUGGCCUCAAAUCUCACAGGUCGGUUCAAAUUCUACGUAGUCGACUUUGAGCAGGAGGAAAGCAUCGUAUCACGUUAUAAUGUAUUCGCUCUCCCGACCAAUAUUGUCUUCAAAGGCGGAGAAGAAGUGGCUAGAGUUGUCGGAUUUAAUGUAAGGAGAGUACGGGAGCUCGUUGAUAAGUAUGUGUGAUUCUCCCACGUCUCUAGCUAGUCCAAUUUAUAUAUAUAUAUAUAUAUUUGCUACUUCAUUUUGCUUCUGUGUGCACUACUGCUAUAUAUGUGGGUUGAGUUUCGUCUGUCUUCUCUAGUCAAUUAUUACCUAAAAUAAAACAAAAUUCACUGCC
Eutrema salsugineum is the source of this 706-nucleotide messenger RNA. RefSeq names its product thioredoxin 1. Gene Ontology annotation, cellular component: cytoplasm. The transcript is spliced from 2 exons. Bases 73 to 552 code for a protein of 159 amino acids. Lineage: Eukaryota; Viridiplantae; Streptophyta; Magnoliopsida; Brassicales; Brassicaceae. Gene Ontology annotation, molecular function: oxidoreductase activity, acting on a sulfur group of donors, disulfide as acceptor. The record is from RefSeq and is a predicted model, not a curated record.